AUGGCAUUCAAUGGCGCUCGGCUGCUUGUACUUCAAAAGAACAACGCAAUUAGCCGGGAAAUACCCAUUCGUGCUGCUACAGUAAAGUUUGGUUCACAUCCGUUAAACACAAUUCGACUGAAGUCCGGAACAGCUGAACGCUUACAUUGCAAAAUUUAUGCAAAAAACGAAAAGGUGAUAAUUGUUAAUUACUCAAGUGAAAAGCCAAUUAAGUUAGAUGGGAAAAUUAUUAGAAAGCGAAAUGAACUCAACAAUGGUUGUAUUCUGGAAGUAUGCGGAACUCGAUUUCGUUGGUUGUUUGAUGAACGCCAGUUAACAGCUGGCACGCAGAAUCCUAAAAGGACUGAGGAGCAAACACCAGUUAGCUCGCGAUGCGGGAAACGACGACGUACCACAAUUCUUCGCAAUAAGCAAAAACCAGACAGAAAAUCUACUGCUAGUGGAGCUAGCAAAAAAUGUAUUCCCAAAAAAACAAACAGAACACCAGUGUAUACACUGCCAAAGAAUCGUCAACAGUUAAUAAAGAACAUUCGCAAGAGAUUUACAGUGCACAAUAUUGCGGAUAAUCAGACUGAUGAUGAAGAGGAUGACUAUGAAAAUAUGCCAGAUAUUGUAGAGCAACAGUCGAAAACACCAGUGUCUUCGACUGUCUCAUCUACCAACAAUACUCCCUUUUAUACACCCGAAAUGGGUAAGGAAAAUACAACAUUUCCUUCUGCCAAAUCAAUUUCCAAAACACCGACGUUACAAUUGGAAAACUCCGCAAUGAUGAUUCUGUCGUACACACCAACCAUCGGGACGCGCUCUAAAUUAAACAUGUUGAAAACGCCUACUUCAUCUGUUAAAACAUUUAAGAAAAGAGAAUCUCUACGCUCUAAUUCAGAAAAUGUAUCCCCAUUCACACGUGCGCAAUCUAAUAAUGUUAUUACACCUGCCAAGUCCAAAGCUGGUAGUUCGAUGUAUCUUAUUGAUCUCACUACACCGGGAAGUGGAUACAGCAGCAAUUACACUUGCAGCCCAUUACGGGAAAGUAAUUCUUCGUCGCAAUCGGCUGCAUCAUUUGGACUAAUUGAUUUGAUAACGCCAAGCCCGAAAAAAUCUAAACUCCCUUCGUGUGCUGUACCAAAAUCAGCUCAGAAAGGUUUGCUAAAAUCAGCCUUGAAAAAUGCUAGCAAAACUCCACGAGCUCUUGUCGGUACACCAAAACUUGCGCCUAAAAUAAUCAUAAAUGAUUCGGUGAGCAAGUCUGUACCCUCCAAAAAAUACGACAAAACACCUAACAAUGCAUACAAAUUCAGAGUUCGCAAUCUUGGAGUAUCGCCUGUUUCUAGCAAACCAGUAAGCGACGUUCAUGCCGCUUCAUCAAUCCAAGUACCCAAAAUAAGUGCGUUCAAUCAGCUUCGUUAUUCUGAAAACGUAAUCACAGCAAAUGCUACCUUGGUAUCAAAUAAUGAGGCAAAAGAAGCACCUCCAAUGACUACAGAUGAAAUAUUUGAUACACUACUUGGACGGCAAUCCAUUAAAAUGACCUACACUAGAAAAUCGAAGUCCCCCAAAAAAGUACAUCCUCCCUUGAUUGCAGAUGCAAAUAGUUCCAGUGAACUACCAAAGACUGAUAUUGAUUUGUGGGUUGAGUCAGUCGUGGAAGCAACUUGUUCGAAAACAGUGGACGUAGAGUCAGCUAUCAAAAAACCUAAUCGCACAACGCAAAUUCGAUCGUCACAGUAUUCUGAUAUCACUCCACAUGAAUCUUUUGUUGAAUUGGUUACUGCAGCAUCAGCCAAUCCAGAAUAUCAAGAGCAAGAAAGCACAAAUGAAAUGACCUCAGAGGUUCUGAAUAAAAGUGACCUUGAAAACCUAAGUGAUAUGCCGAGUAUAUCAAACCCGAUUCGUAAAAGUCAUACUCCACUUGCAAGUAAAAUUGUUCGAUCGCUGGAUAACAAAAGGCAGACGAUUGGUUCAUUUUUUACGAACAUAUUUGGGAAACUUGCGGUAAGCCCUGUAACGAAAUUGAGCAUAACGGAUGAUAAACAAAAAUUGGAGCAGGAUGACCAAGAGGGUGUUUUAGGAAAUGACACCAAUGAAUCAGAAGAUGUAUAUCACGAAAGUGAAACCGGUUUCUGUGAAAACACCAGGCACCAAGCCCAAAAUACCGUUUAUUCCAGCCCCAAAUUACCUCAGUCGUUACGCAACACUAGGAAAUUUAUUGGGAAUGCUUUAAUAUCAUUGAACACAUCCAAAUCAGUAUUAGAUAAUACCGCGGAAAUUGACGAAAGUCUAUUGCUAAAUGAAACUGGUUCGUCUAAUGUGGAAAACUGCCUAGAUGAUGAUGGUUAUGAUCUUACAGAUUUGAGUAGUGCACAUCAGGUAGAUCAUCAAGUGGUAUUACCUGUUGCCGAUAGGUUAUUAAAAACACCGAAAAGAAAAUCUACCAUAAAUACAUCCAUCUCUAAAGAUUGCGCAGAUAAUUCCAUGAAAUUGAAUCUUGUUCAACACAACACUCUGGAAUGUGCUAAAAGCGGUGACUCUCCUUUUGAAGCAGGGAACAUUCAACACACCUCUACAAAUAGUGCUCUUAGUAACUCGAUCAAUAAUACGCCAAUGAGUGUACGAACUGAAUUAAUUUUGGAAGAACACCACACAUUACAUAAUAUCGGUGAAACUGAAAAAUCAAGGACUGGAAGUUUGUCAAAGCUUCAAAAAAGCAACGGAACACCAAUCAUUUCAUGCAAUAACAGCGAGUCCAACUAUAAGAUUAUGCCAAGCCCUUUCCAAAAUGCUGUCGCUGAAGGUGAACGUAGUGAUGUCAGCAAAACAAGAAUGACUCGUAGAAAUACUACUGCGACUCUUAGUACUCCAAAAACGACUACUGGAAAAAAUACACCGGCAAGUGAAUCGAGACUUUCUCUUCGUGUAUUACGGUCGACACCGGCAAAACAAGUUGUCCCCACAGUUUCAUUACCAGCUACAUACGAUACAAAUUCCGAAUUACUUUCCGAGGUUGAACUCCCUGAAAAUAUACAGUUAUCAACUUCGGUUGAUAACAUUGAAUCUACACAGGAAUCUAUGUUAGAACAAGAUCAUGAACCGACUGAAGAACUACAGUCUACUACUUUCGAUGAGAGCCAAAUAGUUGAACCUAGUCUCUCACGACUAGAAUUGGUGAGUGAUACCUCCUUGCAUCAAAACGUCACUUUCGCAGAAAAUUUAGAUUCCUCUGUAGCUGUGUACGACGAAAAAAUACUUGAUAAGACAAAUGUUAAAGGUUUAAACGUAAUAUCUAUUACUCCGCUGUCUAAGGAAACUGAUGAUGAGAAAAUCAAUAUAUCACAGGAUAGCACUAGAAUGGAGAUAGACAAUAUUGCCUUUAAUUCUAAUAAUAGUAAUGCAAGUAAUUCUACUGCUGCCGUUCCAAAUACGAGAAGAAUGUCUCGUAGAACUAUUAGUGCGAUCGCUACUACUCCUACACCAGCAAUUGUUAAAAACUCGUCUCGAAAAACCGUUUGCACGAUUUUAACUACUCCUAAAAGUUCAACUGUCAAAAAUGCACCGGUAAGCGAGAGUAAACUGCCCAUCCGUGUAUUACGAACGAAGCAGAUCGCUACAGAUUCAUUACCGACCCUUAAAAAUGAAAAACCACAAUCAGCUGACGAAGUUGAAUACUUGAAAAAUACAAAUUCAUCAAAUAUGGUUGGUAGUAAUCAAAUUGCAGAUAAUUCCAAAAUGUCACCUAAUGAAGUAAGUUUUGAAAUGAAGCAUUCGGUUCUAAUAGCUAAUCCUGGAUUGGAAGACGAGAAUAACAAAACGAUAGUAACUGCAGCAAUUUCCGACGCUUCAGAUUUUAUGGCUACGGCGGCAAAUGUUUCACAGUCAGAACAGAACGACGCCAUGCCACAAACUCGUACUUCUUUACUACCGGUAUCAGCAUCAGGAACGCCGCUUAAGUCAAGUGCAUCAUCGUCAAUUAUCAUCCAUACUCCUUCGACAUCCAAGCAAAUUCAUAAUAUCAGAGCAAACGAACCACUAGAAAGCAAAAAUGAGUCAGAUCUAGAACCUAAUAAUGUCCAUAAUUUGCCUAUUGAUUCAACGAACGUAAAGAGAAUGACCCGUAGGACCACAACUUCGAUUAUUAGUACUCCAAAAACAAAUUUUGCACAAAGUGUGCCGUUAAGCGAAUCGAAACUGAAACUGCGUACAUUACGGAUGGCCCAGAAAGCUGCAAAUGAGGUUGCAUCUACAGAUUCAUUAAGUAAUAGGAAAGCAACAUUAUUUGGCGACAUUGAAUAUUUGGAAAGCGCAAAUUCAUCUAAUUUGAUUGACAGUGGCGAAAUUACAGACAAUUUAAAAAUUUUCCAUGGAGAAGAGAGCUUUGAUAUGAAGCAAUCUAGUGAUGCGGUUGUAGUAGCUAACCCUGAGUCCGGGGAAGAAGUCAAUCAAAUGCUAUUACCGACAAAAGAAAUUUCCGAAACUACAGAACGUAUGCCUACUGAUGACGAUGACCAAAAAGCUGAGACAAGCCAUUCGAAACAGAGCAAUGAUAUUAGUAAACAACAAAGUAAAACUUUAUCACCUGUUGGUAUUUCAAACGUAAGGAAAAUAACUCGUAGGACCACAACUGGUUGUACCCCAAAAACAAAUAUUGUGGAAAAAGCACCGUUACGCGCGUCGAAGCAGGCUCUUCGCGUAUUACGGACGGCACAGGAUGCUGGAUACAAGGUUGCAACUCUAAACUCACCAUCAAUCUCAGAUGAUAAAAGUACAAAAAUAUCUGGAGUCACUGAAUACUUGGAAUAUACGAGCUCGCUCAAUUUCGUUGGGCGUAGUGAAAUUGCAGAUAGUUUCAGACAAUCACUUAAAGGAGAGAGCUUUGAUGUUAAACAAUCGGGACAAGAAAUAAUUCAAACAAUAUUACCGGCUAAAGAUAUUUCUGAAACUUUCAAGUCUAUGGCUGCUGACGUUGACGAAAACCAAAUAACUGAGAUAAACCUUGAGAAUGCCAAGAAGACAGUUGAUAUUUUCGAGCAACAAACCGAAGCUUUAUCUCCUGUUGGUUUUACAAACGUAAGAAGAACGACUCGUAGGACUACAACAGCGAUUGUUAGUACUCCAAUAGCAUAUAAUGCUAAAAACGUGUCGCUGAACGAGUCCAAACUGACAUUGGGUGCAUUACGGAAGGCUCAAAAAGAUAUAAAUAAAACUGCAGUUCUAAAUUCAUCGCUAACCUUAAAAGAUAAAAAGGUGAAAUUAGGCGGCGUUUUUGAUAACUUCGGAAAUACUAGCUCAUCAAAUUUAGUUGGACCUAGGGGAAUUAUAGAUAAUUCCAAAACUUCUGAAGUCAUGUCUACCGUUGAUGAAAAUCAGAUUGCAGAGACAACCCUCUUACAAUCCCACCAGGAAAAUAAUAUAAUCGAACAGCAGAGCGACAUGUUAUCACAAAUAAGUACUUCUGAAUUGGCUGCAUCCACGUCAGAAACGCCGAAUAGGUCAAGUGUGUCAUCUUUAGUUAAAAGCCAUACUCCUACAUGUACGCAAAUUGAUAACAUCGGAGUAACUCUAGUACAACAAAGAGAAAAGGAAUUGGUUUAUAAAACUGGCAAGUUGCAAAAUGCAAUUGAUGAAAUAGAAUCUACUGACAUCCACAAUUUGUCUAUUGGUUUAGCAAAAGCUAAAAGAAUGACUCGUAGAACAACAGCUGGGGUCGUUAGUACACCAAAAACGAAUACCGUUAAAACCGCACCUGUUACCGAUUCAAAACUGACACUUCGCAUAUUACGGACCGCACAGCAUGCAGCAAAUGAGGUGGCGACUAAGAAUUCAUCGACAAGCAUUGCUAAUAAAAAAUCAAAUUUAUUUGGCGAAAUUGAAUACCUGGAAAAUACAAAUUCAUCAGAUUUGGCUGACAAUAGUAAAAUCCUAGAUGAUUCCAAAUUAUCAUCUACUGGAUAUCAAAGCCCUGGUAUGAAGCAAUCUAAUAAUGAUGUUCUACUAGCUUAUUCUGGAUCGAGAGAAAACAUUCAUAAUGCAACUUUACCGGCCAAAGAAAUUUCCGAAGCUUUUGAAUAUUCCAACAGCGAUGAACAUCAAAUAGGCGAUCCAAAUCUCUUGCGUGUAGAACAGACAAGUGACCUUUUCGAGCGCCAAAGUGAAAGCACAUUACAAAGUUCUGUACUGCCUACUGUCACUACAGGAACACCGUAUAAGUCUGAAACAUCGUUUUCUCCUUCUAUAAGUAAACAAACUGAUGACAUGUUUGGUGCAAAAAAAGUGCAGAAUGUAAUUAUUGAACAUGAAGCUGGCAACGUCAAUGAUUUACCUGUUGGUAUUACUAAUUCAAGGAGAAUGACUCGUAGAACCAUAGCUUCGACUGUUAGUACGCCAACGACAAAUAUUGUAAGAAACAUACCGGCAAGCGAGUCGAAACUGUCUCUCCGUUCGAUUUGGCCGACACAGGUUUUGGAGGAGCAAAUUUCUUCCAUAGAUUCUGUAUCAAUUAUCAAUAAAUAUAAGGAAAAUGCAAGCAUGUCCGGCGAGCUUGAAUGCUUAGAAGACACAAAUUCAUCUAUCAAAAGUCGGAAUAACGAUAUCAUCGAACCUGUAGGGGAAAGCUUAUUCGUGGAGCAAUCCCGUAAUAUUCCACUCAAUAUUUCGAAUAUAGAAGAAGGCUUCAAGGAUGCAAAUGGAACCAUUGAACAUCAUAGCCAAACCUUGUCGAACAAUUCUACUUUACUAACUGCAUCCCUCUCGGAAACACCGUUUGAUACAAGUGAAGGUUGUUCUGAACCAGCUGAGACUGCUAUUGAUGCUUGCAAAACUGUUUCUCAAAUUGAGCCGUCGGCUUGUCCAAAAGUAGAAACAUUGACCAGCAUGCGAAAAUCAAAUAGACGCGAGUCAGCUGAUAACAGCUCUCGAAGAGCAACACGUUCAUCAAUCUUAAACGCGGAUCGAUUACUGGAGGUUUCAGAAACAGACUAUCAAAAGGCGCAGUGUACAUUGAGUGAUUCUAUUGCUAUGUCGUGUGAAUUGCAAUUAAAUCAGACAAAAUCUGGCACAUCUGAUGCUACUGAUAUAGGUGAUCAAGAUUUGUCACCAACAUUAGUAAAGGAUUGCUUGACUGCUAAUUCGAACCUUUCAAAUGAGAAGACAUCUUUAUUUCAGAAAACACCCUCGUCAAGCUUUAUUUCGCCUUCGACUAGAUGCGCGACAAAGAAAAAAAUAGAUUCUAAUAAUUUUGAAUCCGCAAACAGUUCUACUUCAUAUUCUACACGCAAAACAAUUGCACCGGAUACGCGCAAUUCGUCUUAUGUAUCAUACGAAACUCCAGCUCGUGCUACUCGCUCAAGGGCAACAUUAUCAACAAAAGAAUCUUCAUCUCCAACUGACGCUUUUGCAAAUGCUGACGAGAUAUCGAAUAAGUCGUCUGUUUUAAAGGGAAAAAUGAUUGAAAUUGCUAUGACUCCGCCUCUCAGUACGCUAUUCAAAACUCCAGUACGAAUGACAUCGACCCCCUACAUAAAAUCUGUGACAUCUGCUGAAAAAGACACUGUAUCUAAUACGUUCGAAAGUAAAGCGGAUUGUGAGUUAAAUAAAACAUGGUCUCCAUCAAAGCAACCGUCUACAGAGAGCGGAGAAAACAAAGAGGAUUCGAUAAGACUACACGAGAACUCAACAAACUCGAUUCCUCCGACUGAACAAAUAACUCGCCUUUCAACACCCAAGAGCAAUCAUAAAAAUUCUUUUGCUGUUGAUAGUCCAACUCGGAAUUCGCUGCCCUCUAUUGACCAAACGUCCCGUUCAGAGAAAGAAGCAAAUCCUGAAAUGUCGUCUACAUUUUUGUCGAAUGCAUUAGCUGAAAAAUUGAAUGAAAAUGACCAAAUAACAGGAGAAAGACUACCUGAGCUCCACGUUGAAACGCCAGUAAUGCAUAAUUUAAUUGAAACUCCUUCACGAACAGCACUGUCAACCAGUGGGGAAAACAUUUUAUCCACAACAAAAGAAUUGAACAACACGUCUAUCACUUUGACAUCCCUGUUUAAAACACCUGGUCAAUCAAUAUUUACGGACACAUCCGCAACCGCCGCAGUCACACCUAUGUCCAGGUCCACACGAAAAAUUAAAACGCCGUUCUCAGCCACCGGAAGCAGUACAAAUAAUUUGACAACACCAAUUACUAAAAACAUCCAAUUGAGGAGCUCUAAUAGCGAGAAAACUUCAUCAGUAAACAGCAAAACGAAUGAAUCAAGUCAACAGGAUACACCAAUUAUGCAAAAAUUAUUCGAAACACCAGUAACAAACUCAACAUUAGCGGCAAGUAUCGUUUCUUCGCAGCCAACUGUUGAAAAUGCAGCGUUGAAAACACCUGUUGCUUUCACUGAUCGAAAGAAAUCAGCUCGUUUGACAAGAAACAGUGCCGUAAGCAUUACAAUGUCUAUUGGAAAAAAUAUUCACACUUCUGAACAGAGCUCGCAUUGCGAACUUACGCCCUUGUUAGCAAAGGUCAAAAGACGUGAGUCAAUGUUCAAUCAAUCAUCCGUAUCAAGCAACAGUCCAACAGAGAAGGUAACUGCGAACGAUGCUCCACCUCAACCAGUGGACGAAUUCUUCAAUAGCAGUUUAAAUGCUUGCUCACCUACAGUUAAGACAUCAAUUGAAACUGACAUUUCUACUGAUCUUGGAAAAGAAAUCGAUGCCAAGUCGUUGUCUGAAACAACUACAAUAGUAGGUAAUGUGUCUCUAUCGUCUUGUUCUAAUGCAGAUCAACCACGCAGUGACAAUAUUAUAAAUGUUUCCAAAGCGACCGCUGGAAAUAUUAGUACAUUCUUUGAAGAAUCUCAAGCAACGGAAUGUAACGAUGAUGCUUUAAGCUCAUCAGUUAACGAAAUCGAAUCAGAAACACAUCUUUCUCGUUCAUCUGAUGUCCAUAUUCAAUCUGUUAUGGUGGAAAUUAACAAUUCCAAUUCUGCAGACACCGUAAUGAUUCCCAGCACAACUUGUCAGACGCCUGAAACAAAUACUUCUCACCUUUUUAAAACACCAGCAAGUGUGUGCAGUGCGGUGGAAGACAAGAAUGCAGUUGGAAAUGUAGAGGGCGUGUCACCUUCCAAAUCUUUGUUUGUAGUUGAAAGAGAUUCCAUCGAUGAGUCUUUGCUCAAAAACCUAUGUGAACGAGUGGUUUCUUUGGAAAAAGAAUUAGAAGCAUUGCAAGAAACUUCUCUCGACGACAGCAGGUCCCAGGAAGCAAACGUUAAAUCUCUUCCGGAAACCCCGAAUCUUUCACAUUUGCAACCAGAGAUCGAAAACGGUCGUUCUACACGUGCGACGGCUCAAAAUAAACGAAAGUUGUACACCAGAAAUAAUCCAGAAAACACUACUCCGGAAAGUCGAAAAUCCAUAGUUGUUCAACCUGUAUCCAGCAACGAGUAUCUGUGUAUGUUGGAUUCAACUAAAAAUGUAAUAGAAAACACGAAUGCUGGAGAAACCAAAGACGAGCAAAACGAUUCGUCUGAUUGGAGUGCGGCUUCUACUUCACAAGAAAUUAAAAACGUGAAAAGGGUGCUACCUUCGCGUGCAUCAAGAAGAAAUAUAAAAACCUUGUGUGAAGAAGAAUUAGCGGGUACUUCACCAGAAGUGAAAUUUGUCAAACCAAAACCGAUUACAAUUGAAAUAACUAUUGACGAAUCUAACAAGGACAUUGUAUCUGAGAGUCGAUUAUCGGACGAUACUGUCGCUGGUAGAAGAAAAGUAAUGUUUAACGACAAUAUCCAGGUUAAGGAAAUAAAUUCACCCGCAAUAGUUGGUGAUAUUAUUAAGAAAAUUUCGUCCAGAGGUCGCGGACGAAAGCUUCCUAAACCAGCUGAGAUUAUGGAGGAAACAACGCAACCGAAUGCCACCAACAAUGACCCACUGCCUAUUGUAGAUCAAUCAGAGGACCCAGGACCAAAACGAACACGUCGUGGUAACCAGAAGAAAAAUGCCGUAGCUUCUGAAUUAGCAAAACCCAGAAAUACCCGCCAAUCGAAAAGAAAAGUGGAAAAUUUAAUUAAUGAUGCUGAUUCCACUAACGAGCUCAAUGAUGGCGUUCCAGCUUCUGGUAGCGAUGACCUGUUCUCCGACAAAGCGAAGGAUGUAAUAAAUCAUAGUCCUGCUAGAAACGCGCGAGUAAAGCGUACCAGGAUACAAUCUCGAUCACAAAAAUCUAUUUCCAAUGAGGGAAUGAACACAAAUAACGAUUUGCCACCUGUGAAGGACAAGGACUUAAACCUGCAUCAAGCUUCAAUGAACGAAACAGAAGAUGCAUGCAAAGAUCUAAACAGUUUAGAAAUCGAGAGUAAGGCAACGUCACGUGAUACUCGUAAGAAAACUAAAUCAGUAAAAUCCGAGAAACUUUUUUCUGAAACAACUGUUGUCGAUAAAAUAAAUAAAGUGGUAAAGCAGUCUACAGCCGAUUCUACUAUAGAAACGAUCGAGGAGUCUGUACUACCACAAAAAGACCUCCCUGAGUUGAAGGAAGAAAGCAACGCAGUCACAAAAACGCAACCUCGUGCUUCUAGAAAGCAAACUAGAACUACUAAAACCUCAACAAAAAAUGUUAGAGCUCUCAAGCUGCCUGAAAGCGAAUCUCUCAGUGAUACAUUGGACACAUCUAAUCAGAAUGAAACUAAAUUGAAGGAAAAUACUAAAAAGAACCCAAAGUCAACUCGAUCAGUGAAAACUAUCAAAACGAUUUCUGAACAGACUGAAGACUUUGAAGUUAAGUUAUCUUCGGAUAUUAAUCAUGUGCCAAAUACGGAAAUAUCUAACAAAGAUGACGCAGAUAGUGAAGUCGUUUUCCGAAUCCCGGCAGAUAAUGAGAAACUCUAUAAAAAGACAAAGCGACCUUUGCGUGGAGCACGGAAUAAUGAUAAGGCAGGUCUGGAACAAAAAGACAGCUCCGCCGCAGGAAAACGUAAGCAAGAUGAUAGUGAGUCAAACACAACUGUAGACAAUAUCGAUUCGUCAAAAACAACGAUGAAUCAAUCUGACGAAAACAAGGUAGAAAUAAAGCCUCGCCGAGCAGCAGCUAGAAAACUCCCCAGCAAGCGAUCUACACGACAAGCUAAAAGCAAAACUGAACAAUCUCCUGAUGAAGACGCAUCGGCACACGCCGAUAAUUUGGCAUCUGUACCUGAAACUGACGAACCUGCCGCAAACGAAGCCAUAAUGACUCACGCUCACGAAAAGACUGCAGAAGAACCAGAAAAUGUCAUACCACCUAAGCGUGGUCGCAGACGUAUAGCACCAGCUAAAACAGCAGUUGAAAAAGUGUUGAAGAAUACAGUCGCGUCUUCACUAAGCAAUGUAGAGUCCACUGAAACCAGUCAAGAGUUGCAAGGUCCAGUAAAACGAUCUCUUCGCCAAACUAAGCGAUCUCCUGUCUACCAAGAGCCUCCAGCAAGAGGUCUAAGGAACAAUAAACAAACUAGUAAUACUGCCGAAGUGCACCAGGAGGAGUCUUUAAACGAGUCUCAUAUGGUUAAAACAAUCCUCUCUGCAUCACACACAUCUACACCUCUGUUAAAAGCAACCGGAUCGGAAACUUCACCAUCAAAAACGAAAGCUACCCGGAAACGUGGACAAAAGAUUGUAAAUCCUAUUAUCACUGCGCUUGUCGAAGAAGAACGUAAUCAACAACGGAAAUCACCAAGAAAGCGUCCUGAUAAGAUAAAUGCAGAAAAACAGGAAUCUGAAGGUAAUACGAUAGAAAAAAAAUCAUUGGAAAUGAACGUAUCAACUGAUACUGAAAUGCCAACCAAGAGAAAUCGCCGCGGAAUAAAAUCCAGAGUAGAUACAAAAAAAGAUAACACCGCAUCGAAACGGAUUGGUGAUAAAGUCGACGGGGCCGAUGAACAGCCUAAGAAAAAAACCAAAACAUCGGAAGUUGCCUCUGAACAUCAGAGCGACGUCAGCGUUUCCGGUGAGUCGGCGGCAGCUAAGAGUACCAGAAGAAUACGGGGCAAGAAAUCAGCCGAUGCGGUAGAAGCGGAGAGCACAACUACAGCUAAUCGAAAGAGACCAGCGCGAUCGCGAAAAUAAUUUUUUAAGAAUGCUUAUAAAACUGAAGUGUUAAGUUCUUCUCCAUAUAAAUGAUUAUUUUCGAUUUUUGAUUUCGAGUAGUACUUCUUACUGAUUUGACAACUUUUUCAUAUUUUAUA
Messenger RNA from Sabethes cyaneus, 12188 nucleotides. RefSeq lists its product as uncharacterized. The record is from RefSeq and is a predicted model, not a curated record. The coding region runs from base 1 to 12069 and encodes 4022 amino acids. Lineage: Eukaryota; Metazoa; Arthropoda; Insecta; Diptera; Culicidae. The transcript is spliced from 14 exons. Gene Ontology annotation, molecular function: protein binding.